This is a messenger RNA of Thrips palmi, 1452 nucleotides long. Its product is annotated as coiled-coil domain-containing protein lobo-like. Gene Ontology annotation, biological process: flagellated sperm motility. The transcript is spliced from 2 exons. Lineage: Eukaryota; Metazoa; Arthropoda; Insecta; Thysanoptera; Thripidae. Bases 947 to 1381 code for a protein of 144 amino acids. The record is from RefSeq and is a predicted model, not a curated record. Gene Ontology annotation, cellular component: motile cilium.
AAACUGGGCCAAAAACGCCAUGUUUCUAGUUAGAAUCUUGGUUAUUUUCAAGACAAAUAGUAAAGAAUAACUGAGGUCAGAGGUAAAAGACAAAAGCCUCAUAAAAAUUUAAGCUCAAAGUUGUCCUUUGCGUGACUGUACUCAACUACGAAUAAAAACCCACCUCCAAAAAAACUCAGGACGCAGUCAAAACUUUUUCAGAGAAAUGAGAGAGAAAAUUUAUUGAAAUAUUGUACUUUCCACUUUGCUUGAAAUGUAUCUUUGCUGACGUGGGUGAAUUUUUGAUAUAUCUGGUCACCUUAUCUGCAAAUGUUUUCCGGUUAGAAAAUUUUUCAUAGCGCAGUAGCAGAAGACACAUGAUGUAAACAAAAAUAUUUUUCUCUAGCAGAAGGAACCAAGCUCAAGUCACGAAGUCAAUAGAGAAAUACACUCAUGUUGUUCUAGUGUAUUCAUUUAACAUUUUAAUACGAAAUUCAAAAUAAACUUUCGAUUGACGAUAUACUGUUGGCUUCUGUCAUCGAAUUCAUGCUGUAGUUACAUCCAGGCCAAUUUUUGCCUAGGUUACGUGUGUCAGCCUUACUGUGUUUAUAUUUGUGAUUCAGUCUUCAAUUCUUUCACUUCAUACUAUCUUAUUCGGCAAAAGACAAUAACCGGACACGGGCGUUCCUUUUAGCUGUUUUAUUAACCAUAGAAUGACUUUGUGUUUCAUUGCUAUUGCUUGACAAGUAUGUGGACCUGGACUCAUUGUUAUAUCAGCAUAUUAAAUUGUGUUUCAUCCAUUUAAAUUGCUUUGUUUCUUGUGUUGUCUUUUCUUUUUCCUUUUCAAAACCAUUUCAAUAGACAACUGUUGAUACUCAUUUGUGUACCCCCUUGCGUUGCUAUGGAAACAGCGACGCACAACUUUGUUUUUAUCAUUGGUGGAGAACAGGCUGUCUAGCAAGCAGCAAUGGAAGAAUCUGAGUCUUUAUUGGUGACUGAAAGAGAUAGUUUUCAGGAAAGAGGUAAAGGAUUUCAUGGAGAAGAAGGCGAUGCAACGUCAUUUGCAUCUUUUAGAGGCAGUACGUCGAGUCGCAAGAAGGGAAGCACGUUGUCAUCCAGCACCAGCUCACAUGUUGAGACAUUGAGUUGUAUAACACCCCAAAGACUGAAAGAAAUCGCCAUAGAACUGGGAAUUAUAAAGCUUUGCUGGCCACAGAAUAAUAAUCUUCAUCAAGAGAGGAAGUACUAUCCAGCAUCAUUUUCGGAAAAUACCAACAAGGAGAAGCUGUUGAUGUGGUAUGCUGAAAAUUUCCGGCAGCAAUUUCAUCACGAAUUUCCUCAUAGAAGACCACUUUUGCUCGCUGUAGAGAAUGAGUGUGGAUUGCAGGCAAGUGUUCAAUGAUAAAGAGAGGAGAUUUGUUGGCAUCUUAAUUUUUAUUCAAAAUAGUCAUUAUAUCCAUAUAUACAAUCUUU